GAAAAUGGCGGACACCAAGGCAGUGACUAUCCGUACAAGGAAGUUCACGACAAACAGGCUUCUUUCCAGGAAGCAAUUUGUAAUUGAUGUGCUCCAUCCUGGAAGGCCAAAUGUCUCCAAGGCUGAAUUGAAAGAGAAAUUAGGAAGGAUCUACGAUGUGAAAGAUCCAAAUUCCAUCUUCGUAUUCAAGUUCAAGACUCAUUUCGGUGGGGGGAAAUCAACUGGUUUUGGUUUGAUCUAUGAUUCUGUUGAGAUUGCGAAGAAGUAUGAGCCAAAAUACAGACUUGUCAGGAAUGGAUUGGAUACCAAGAUUGAGAAGUCAAGGAAGCAGAUGAAGGAAAGGAAGAACAGAUCAAAGAAGAUCCGGGGGGUAAAGAAGACAAAGGCUGGGGAUGCUGCCAAGAAGAAGAAAUGAGAAGCUUGAGGAAUUUUGUUGUGGUUAUUUUGAAGGCCCUUUUGGUAAUUUUGAACCUUAUAUAUUUCUUGAAAUUAAGAUGAAUUGUAGUU
Molecule: messenger RNA, 507 nt
Organism: Cynara cardunculus var. scolymus (artichoke)
Lineage: Eukaryota; Viridiplantae; Streptophyta; Magnoliopsida; Asterales; Asteraceae
Product: 40S ribosomal protein S24-1-like
Exons: 5
Coding region: 5-415 (136 amino acids)
Biological process (GO): translation
Cellular component (GO): ribosome
Molecular function (GO): structural constituent of ribosome
Source: RefSeq, a predicted model, not a curated record